Molecule: messenger RNA, 1036 nt
Organism: Raphanus sativus (radish)
Lineage: Eukaryota; Viridiplantae; Streptophyta; Magnoliopsida; Brassicales; Brassicaceae
Exons: 2
Coding region: 80-1036 (318 amino acids)
Source: RefSeq, a predicted model, not a curated record
AGAAGUGAUCUUCGACGAGAAGAAGUAAAGCUUCGACGAUCUCAUUCUCAUAGACCGAUCAACCCAUCAAAAGGAGAAGAUGUCUAAAUUGGCAAAUCUCGACUUCCCUGCUUUGAAAAGCAAUGGUGAAAAUUACCUUGAUUGGGCACUUGAUGCAAGGAUUAUGCUACGAUCAAAAGGAUUUGGUGAUACGAUCAUCAGUGACAAUAAGUCCAGUGAUAAAGAUCGAUAUAGUGCUAUUUAUAUAAUACAUCAUCAUCUCCAAGAGAGUUUGAAAAUUCAGUACAAAACCAUGGAAAAUCCAUUGGACCUUUGGAACGCUUUACAACGACGUUAUGACCACCAGAAAACGGUGAUGCUUCCAAGGGCUCAAUAUGACUGGAAACACUUGAGGUUCCAGGACUAUAAAACAGUAGACGAGUACAACUCUAUCCUGUUUAAAAUUGUUUCCAUGAUGGAAUUAUGUGGUGAAAAAAUUACUGAACUCGAGAUGCUUAAUAAGACUUUCUCUACGAUGCAUUCCAGUAACGCCAAUAAUGAACUGUUAAUGAAAAACAGUGAGAUGAGGCCUCUGGGAACGGCUCCAUUACCUGACAUCUCUAAACUUGCUAUAGAGCAAAAGAAAGAGAGUAACCUUGUCCACCAUAAUAACCAACCCGGCUCAUUCCGUGGUAGAAGUAGGGGACGAGGUGGCACGUUUAACGCACACAGGCGAGGACGUGGUCGCGGGAACACACCAGGCUUCAGCCGUGGUCGUGGUUGUGGCCGUAGUGUGUCGUUUAAACCUCAGAUCAAGACUGAUAUGUGCCAUCGUUGUGGUAUGGGGAACCAUUGGGCAAAGAACUGCCGUACUCCUAAGCACCUAUGUGAACUUUAUAUCAAAAGUCUAAAAGAGAAACCGGAAGCUCAUAUGGUUCGAGACUCAGGAUAUGAAGGAGAUGAUGACGAAGAGGACACAAAAUAUGUCCAGAACAAAGAGGAAGGAUCAAUCCAAGAUACCGAGAUGGAGUUUCAGACUUCAGACAUUCUGAAAUAA